Anopheles marshallii is the source of this 423-nucleotide messenger RNA. RefSeq lists its product as uncharacterized. Lineage: Eukaryota; Metazoa; Arthropoda; Insecta; Diptera; Culicidae. The record is from RefSeq and is a predicted model, not a curated record. The transcript is spliced from 3 exons. Bases 1 to 423 code for a protein of 140 amino acids.
AUGCGCGAUAAGCUGCUGCUAGUGCUCGGUGCGUGCUGUGCGCUGGCCUAUCUUCAGGUGGCUAGGACGGAGUUGAGUGAUUAUGAAAUCGAUUACGACGAGGAGGGCUUUUGGAUUGGCCACGGGCUAGGAAACCGCAAAGAAGGCGACGAAGUCCUGAAGGUGUUGCACAAAUCGGUUGGCCCGUUCGUGGAGCCGCAAAACGUUACCGUCGUGGAGAAGUUCACUGCAGCGGACGGUGAAAGUAUUACGUUUACACAAUUCAACUCAUCUAAGGUGCUGACAUACUUUCAUGAGGUGGUCCUGGAUUUCAAUCCCAAAAACUUCUACAUCCGGCUGAAGCUGUUCAACAUUACCAGCUUAAGGCUGCAGCGAACAGUGUACGGGUUUCGAUCAAACGCAAUCAAACCGGAUGUGAGCUAG